Nelumbo nucifera (sacred lotus) is the source of this 870-nucleotide messenger RNA. RefSeq lists its product as uncharacterized. The record is from RefSeq and is a predicted model, not a curated record. NCBI's taxonomy places the organism in Eukaryota, Viridiplantae, Streptophyta, Magnoliopsida, Proteales, Nelumbonaceae.
AUGAAAAAACAAUUUCUUGAAAAGUUCUUCCCUACCUCUCGAGUUGCUAACAUCAGAAAGGAAAUCUGUGGGAUAAGACAAUUCUGCGGAGAAACUCUCUUUAAGUACUGGGAGAGAUUUAAGCAACUCUGUGCCAACUGUCUGCAACAUCAGAUUCCAGACCAUUUCCUUAUCCAAUAUUUCUACGAAGGAUUAUUGCUGAUGGAUAGAAGUAUGAUUGAUGCAGCAAGCAGAGGUGUUUUGGUGAAUAAAACUCCUACUCAAGCAAGAGAAUUAAUCUCAAACAUGGCCGCCAAUGCACAACAGUUCGGCAAUAGACAGGAACCCGUUCCAAGGAGGGUCAAUGAGGUAAGCACUUCUUCCAUUGAUAAACGAUUAGAUACCCUCACCUCUCUCAUGGAAAAACUGGUUGUAGGCCAUGUACAGCAGAUAAAAACUUAUGGCAUUUGUUCAACUAUGGGUCAUCCUACUGACAUGUGCCCUACACUUCAAGAUGAACCCUACGAUCAAGCCAUUGCUGUUGGAGGGUUCCCACAAAGGAGAUACAAUCCCUAUUCAAAUAUGUAUAAUCCAAGAUGGAGGGAUCACCCUAAUCUUAGCUAUGGAGUCAAGCCCUUCGAUUUCCAACCUAGACAACCAGCUCCACAACAUGCACCUCAGAGACCAGGUAUGUCUUUGGAUGAAAUUGUAAAAGCACUUGCAGCUAAUACCCAGCAAUUCCAACCGGAGACAAGGACAAGCAUCCAAAACCUGGAAAAUCAAGUAAGUCAACUAGCAACUGCUAUGAGCCGACUAGAAUCUCAAGGAUCAGGGAAACUACCCUCACAAACCAUAGUCAACCCCAAGCAGAAUGCUAGUGAAACUCACUAG